AUGGUUUCAAAAAAAUUUAGGAAAUUGAAAUGGACAGAGGAAUCUCGAAAAGCUUAUGAGGAUCUACGAAAAGCAAUGGCAAGUCCACAAUUCCUACACCAUCCUAUUCACUCGGAACCAUUUCAUCUCACUACAGAUGCGUCAAAUAAUGGGGUUGAAGCUAUUCUUACACAAAUUAUUAAUAAUAUUGAAUAUCCUAUAGGAUAUUUUUCAAAAAGACUAAAUACUGUGGAAUCUAGAAAAUCAGCAACUUUACGGGAAUUACAAGAAAUAACAAAAGCAUUUACUCAUUUUAAAAACCUGUUUGGUGGAUCCAAAAUAUUUAUUUAUACUGACCAUUUACCAUUGAAAGGAAUUUUUGCCAAAACUACUGAUGAGAAAUUUCUUAAUUUGAUUUCUAAAUUAGAUGGGUAUAAUUAUGAAUUCAUAUAUAAAAAAGGAUCUGAGAACCAAUUUGCAGAUGACUUAAGUAGGAAUGUUUUUGAUGAAGAAAAUUCAGAUGUUUUUCACAAUAAUGAUAAAGAAUUAAAUAUAAUAAAAAUCUCCCAGAAGAAAAGAGGAAGACCCUCUAAGAAAAUCCAGGAAUUGGAGAAACAAGAGGAAAAUACUAUGAAUGCUCCAGAACUUGUUCAUAUUCCUGAAGCCAAGAUUAAAAAUCUUGAUGAAACUAAAACUAUGGCUACACUUAAACGCAGAGGCAGACCAAGAAAGAACCCUUUACCGAAUAUGCCUGUGGAUGAAGAAUCCAAGAAAAUUGAAAGAUUACCUACCCUAGAUUUUUUAACUUGGGAAGAGAUCUAUCUUAAGGAAGGAGGGGAUGGAACAUCUAUCGACGUUCCAAUCACAGUUCCAGAGGGUAAAGAAAAUGAAAUUUUUAAAAUCGUACAUGACAAACAUGGUCACUUCAGCUAUGAAAAAACUAAAAAACUCAUUGAAUCACGUUGCAAAAUUAACAACCUAUCUUCAAAAUUAAAGUUGUUUCUCAGAGGAUGCGACGAAUGUCAACGCCGGAAUAUAAAUAUGAAAAAACAUCCAAUUGGACAAACAAUAAGUUACAAUUGUCCAGGACAAAGCCUAAACUUGGAUCUGAUGGGACCAAUUUCACCCCCAUUUUCUAAUGGAGCCAAAUAUAUUGUGACAAUAAUAGAUGCGUACUCUAGAUAUUCAACCAUUUUUGCAGUAAAGGAUUAUAAGUUUGGCACAAUCGCUGAAAAAUUAACAAGAAAAGUUUUUAAUGUAAGGGGGUUUCCUAAAUCAAUAAAAACGGAUGGGUCUGGUAACUUCAAAAAUUCUGAGUUCCAACAAUGGCUGAAGUCUCUCAAUAUUAAACAUGAAAUUUGCUCUCCUAACCACAGUCGUGGUAAUAGUAUAGUAGAGAGAAGUUUCAAAUGGACAGCUGAUGUAAUUGCAAAAAUAACCAGAGAACGACCAACAGAAUGGCAUAAAUAUCUCUCUUUUGCCAGUUAUUAUUACAAAACCACUGUCAACUCAACAACAAAUUAUUCUCCGUUCUUCCUGGAGCACCUGAGAGAGCCAAACUUGCUUAUUGACCAAUAUCUCAAUACUUACUCCUGUGGAAUUUUUGAUAGAAAUCGAACAGCUUUUGACCUAAUGGAAAUAGCGUCAACUAUAAGAAACACUGUCAGUGAGUAUAUGAAAGAAUAUAGAGAUCAAGAAAACUCAAAGAUAAAAACAUAUGAUCAAGAAUAUUUUCAUGAAGGAGAGAAAAUUCUAAUUCGAAAACAUGACAAUCUUCAUGAAGCUGGAUCAAAAUUUAAACAUGUGUUUCAAGGCCCAUAUACAAUUUUGAAAGACAAUGAAUCAACAGUUAGUUACAAAAAUGGAAGAAAAGUAGCAAUUGCACACAAGACCAAUGUUAAGAAAUACUUCAAUAAUCAAGAAGGUUCCAAUGAUGAAUCUUUGAAUUCGGGAAAGGAGAAGUAG
This is a messenger RNA of Strongyloides ratti, 1944 nucleotides long. Its product is annotated as Integrase, catalytic core domain and Ribonuclease H-like domain-containing protein. The coding region runs from base 1 to 1944 and encodes 647 amino acids. The record is from RefSeq and is a predicted model, not a curated record. Gene Ontology annotation, biological process: DNA integration. Lineage: Eukaryota; Metazoa; Nematoda; Chromadorea; Rhabditida; Strongyloididae. The transcript has a single exon. Gene Ontology annotation, molecular function: nucleic acid binding.